Messenger RNA from Paramecium pentaurelia, 1085 nucleotides. The record is from the annotation of a GenBank genome assembly. Lineage: Eukaryota; Ciliophora; Oligohymenophorea; Peniculida; Parameciidae.
AUGCAAUAAUUAGAAACUCAAUAUUGCUAUUAUAGCAAUUUCAAUUUAUUUGAAAGCACAUCUCAAUUAUUGAAGAGAGAUAAGUUUGUUAAAUCAUUAUUACAAACAUUAGGAGAAGAAUGGCGUAUUUAUGCAGGACGAGCAAUCACUAUAGAAUUAGAUGGAUAAAUCAAUCAUUUUGCAUGGCAAUUUUGUUUUGAAAAAUUACUUUUUGCUUGGUUAGAGAAUGAAGACUCAUAGUAUACAGAAUUUUAUGAAUAAUCAAUAUAGCGUAUAAGUCCUUACAAUAUAGGUAUCAAUAAAAUAAAUUUAAAUUAGAUGUUGUUUAUUUUAGACCUGUAUUUGAUGGUUUCUUUUAUUCUGCUUAAUAAUUAUGGUAAAAGAUGAGAUUGAGUAGACCACCUUCACAAGAAUCUUUCAAAUCUUUAGAUCAAAUAAAAUAAGAAGAAAUUAAACCAAUGUCUAAUAUUCUCAAACCAUUAGUAAUUGUAAGUGAAAGGAUAAUCAAUUAUUUCAGAAAAGAAGAAUAAACUUAACCUUAAAGAUUGGAAUAUCCAUAAUACUAAUAACCAACUUGGAAACAAAUCUCUAAACUUACAGAAGAUUCUUUACCUCUUGAAUUGAUUGAAAAUGCUUACAUUUAUGUUAGUUAAUUCAUUUAAAAAACUUACAAAAAUUGUCAAGUAGCUAAAUCAUUUAUUGUAAAUAUCAUUGAAUUAAAUCAUGAAGUAUUGAGUAAAUUCUAGAUUUCAAAUUAAUAAAUUAAAAUUAGAAUCAUGUAACCAUCUUCUUUGAUGUAUGAUAAUUUAUUAUCAAUUUGGACAUUAGCAAAUGCAGGUGUUUAACCUCAAUACUUUGAUCUUAUUGAUAGAGCAAAAUCUUUAUUAGGAAAUAAUUGGAAAGAUAAUUAUUAAUAACCUGUAGAAGUAUUUUUUUAGAUGAUGGCCAAAUUAUAUGGAAAUAUCAUUUUAAAUCCAUAAAUAAAAUCAGAAGAUUAAUUAAAUCAUUUAUUACAAAAUAUGAGAAUUUAAAUGGCUUAAUUGUGGGAAUAAGAAAUAGUUUAAUCAACAUUAUAAAAACAAUGA